UAUAUAAUAACCUAUUUUUUCUGAAAUAAAAGCUUUCUUUAUCAAUACCUUCAAUACCCAUAUCAAUAUGUCUACAGAAACACCCAAGAUGCAAUACGUUCGAUUCGGAAAUACCGGUUUAAGGGUAUCUAAAAUCUGCCUUGGUUGCAUGUCAUUCGGAAGCUCUAAAUGGAGCCCCUGGGUUAAAGAAGAAGAAGAGUCCAUCCAGAUCAUUCGAGACGCUUAUGACGCUGGUAUCAACUUCUUUGAUACAGCUGAUACCUAUUCCAACGGCCAAAGUGAAGUCAUUCUUGGUAAGGCCCUCAGAGAAAUUGGUGCCCCUCGAGGUCGUAUUGUUGUUGCUACCAAAGUCUUUGCUCCCGUACACAAGGAUGUUGGACGUCAUGGAAGAGAAGGCAUUAUGGAAGAUCCCGAAUUAGUCAAUGGUUUUGGACUUUCUCGUAAACAUAUCUUGGAUGGUGCUGAGGACUCUUUGAAGAGACUUGGUUUAGAUUAUAUCGAUCUUUAUCAAAUUCAUCGUCUUGACCUUGAAACUCCCGCUGAAGAAAUCAUGGAAGCAUUAAAUGACUUGGUUCGAUCCGGUAAAGUACGUUACAUUGGUGCCAGUUCCAUGCCAGCAUGGCAAUUCCAAAAACUAAAUGCGAUUGCUGAACGUAAAGGCUGGACCAAAUUCGUCUCGAUGCAAAACGUUUAUAAUUUACUUUACCGUGAAGAAGAACGUGAGAUGAUUCCUUAUUGUCUUGAUGCAGGUAUUGCAGGUAUUCCAUGGUCUCCCUUGGCGAUGGGAGCUUUAGCAGGAAAGAACCGAAAGACAACACGUGCAACAAGUAGCUUUCAAAUUACUUCUCUCGCUGCCGAUAAUCAAAAGGCUAGUAAUGAUCAAAUGGUGGACCGUGUAGCUGAAAUUGCAGAAAAGCGAAACAAAACCAGUGCUCAGAUUGCUUUGGCUUGGCUUUAUACCAAGAAAUAUGUCACUUCACCCAUUGUAGGCGUCAGCAAAAAGGAGCAUUUGAUCGAUUUGUUGGGGGCAAUGGAUAUUAAACUUUCGGAGGAGGAAGUGCAAUACCUUGAGGAACCUUAUACACCCAGACCUAUUUACGGUUAUUAAAUCUUCAUGAAUAAUUUUAAACAAUAAAAAAAUUUAACUUGUAAUAUGAUUUUGUGCACUAAUCAUCAAAACGCUGGGGAUGCUCUUAGUGUUAUGCAUCAUGUUACGAGCAAUACUGUUUCUUUUC
Mucor mucedo is the source of this 1235-nucleotide messenger RNA. Its product is annotated as NADP-dependent oxidoreductase domain-containing protein. The coding region runs from base 68 to 1108 and encodes 346 amino acids. NCBI's taxonomy places the organism in Eukaryota, Fungi, Mucoromycota, Mucoromycetes, Mucorales, Mucoraceae. The transcript has 3 exons. The record is from RefSeq and is a predicted model, not a curated record.